Messenger RNA from Cyprinus carpio (common carp), 3717 nucleotides. RefSeq names its product BMP/retinoic acid-inducible neural-specific protein 3-like. The record is from RefSeq and is a predicted model, not a curated record. Gene Ontology annotation, biological process: negative regulation of mitotic cell cycle; positive regulation of neuron differentiation. NCBI's taxonomy places the organism in Eukaryota, Metazoa, Chordata, Actinopteri, Cypriniformes, Cyprinidae.
CAUGGUGUGUAAUGGGAAGCGUCGGGUUUGAGCAUCUGACGUGCGCGCAGUUGCACAGAGUGGACCUCUGGAGUCUACAUUUAUAGUGCUUAGUGCUUUUUGGACACGAGGUUAAGUUAAUAAGUCGUCCGAGGGGAAACAGUAGAAUUUAAUCGCGUCAGUCGUUAAUGGUUAUGGGAUUGCUUUACCGUAACUUCCAAUUUCUAAGAGAGCUGUCUCUACCUGGAGAGAGAAGAGUGAAGACAGAGCGACCGCUUCUCCUCUCGAUAGUUUUCUUUUUCUUCUCUUCACCCGGAUUAUACGGCACAAGACGUUGGAAAUAUACUCGAUAGCGGAAGCAGAGAGUUGGAUGCUGGGCUUCCAGGGCUCUUCUCGCUUUGCGAUGGUGUUUAAAACAAGUUGAACUGAGCCAAAUUUGCAAAGGUCACCCUCAACAAUCUGCCUAUGCUUUGCUUUCACAAUCCUUUGCUUUUAACUGUAAAACUGUAGAGGUUGUUGACUUCAGUGGUUGAGACAUCGGACACCUGGAGAAGAAGGCGAGGGAAGUUUGGAGAGAAUGUCGAGUCGCAGGGUGAAGCAUGAGCUGCCAGUGUACUGAUUUUAGACUGGCGUAUCUGAUGAAUCUAUGGGUGUGUGUUGUACUAAGCCUUCACUGCUGGGUUUUACCCACUGUGGCAGCCUCCCAUGAUGCCGCUGGUCCAUUUGGGUGGCUCCUUUCAGAUAAAGGGCCUUUUCAUCACUCACAGGAAUUUGCAGAAUUUGUGGAGCGUUAUCAACAGGGCUUCACAACCAAAUAUAAGAUUUACAGAGAGUUUGGGCGCUGGAAGGUGAACAGCCUGGCUCUGGAGAGAGAGGACAAUGGCGUGGCUCUACCCCUCGAUCCAGAGUUCAUGCAGACCAUCAGACAGUUGGGCCGCAGACCCACCCUCAGUGCCAUUACCGAGAACAUCAUCAGGAAAUAUGGCACACACUUUCUGCUCUCAGCUACACUCGGAGGUGAGGAGGCGUUGACUAUAUUUGUGGACAAGCGGAGGCUAAGCCGGACGACAGACCUGACUGACUCAAAUGGCACGGCUGUGACUCUGGAGGCCCUGCACCAGCUGGCUGCCUCCUACUUCAUAGACAGAGAGAGCACUCUGCGCAAACUACACCACCUCCAGAUCGCUUCCACUGCCAUCAAGGUGACCGAAACAAGGACAGGCCCUCUUGGAUGCAGUAACUAUGACAACCUCGAUUCUGUCAGUUCUGUUUUGGUUCAGAGUCCUGAAAACAAGAUUCAUCUACAAGGGCUUCAGGCCAUUCUGCCAGAAUACCUAAGGAGCAGAUUUGUGGAGGCAGCUCUCAGUUAUAUUGGCUGCCACUCCGAGGGCGAGUUUGUGUGCCGGGAUAAUGACUGCUGGUGCAAAUGCAGUGUUGAUUAUCCCCAGUGCAACUGUCCCAGUGAAGACCUGAAGGCUAUGCAGGACAGUCUGAAACUCAUCAGAGAGUCAUGGAUGCAAGCCAACCAAGAGUUUGAAGAGUCUGAGGACUUCCAAAAUUUUGUGAGGAGAUUACCAACGUUCUAUGGUCUGAACACAUCUGCUGUGCAGUACUUUUGGAAGAUGGACCCUGGCGUUCAGCAACGCUUUCAGCUGCUGGAGACAAGCACUCAACAGCUGCUCAGCAAAGCACAGCGGAUUGUCGGCAAACUCUUCAAACUCAGCAAAAGGUGUCGGACUCAGCCCAAAAUAUCUGUUCCCAGGGAGAGGCCUCUCAGCUACUGGCUGAGGUAUAUCCUCUCCAUCAUGUACUGCAGUGAGAACAAUCAGAUAGGCUCCUACAUGGAGGAAAUGCGGACCUGUUCCUGUCAUUACGAGCACCCUUCCUGCCAGGGCAUUAUCCCGUGUUCCGUAGGCGACGGUCCUCACUGCGCCUCCUGCUCCUACGAGAACCGCUCUCGCUGUGCCAGCUGCAAUCCCGGCUACAUGCUGAGCCAAGGGUCCUGUAGGAAUACCAUACCGGAUUCUACUGACAACUACAUCGGGUUCGAGACAGACCUUCAGGACAUGGAGCUGCGCUACCUGCUUCAAAGGAUGGACGGGCGGAUCAGUAUUCACGCCACGUUCAUAAGCAAUGACGUCAGACUCAACAACUGGUUCGAUCCCAGCUGGAGGAAGAGGAUGCUGUUGACACUGAAGAGCAACAAGUUUAAAUCUAACCACGUUCACAUGCUCCUAGGGAUCUCGCUGCAGAUAUGCCUUACUAAAAACAGCACCCUGGAACCCGUGCUGUCCGUCUACAUCAAUCCAUUUGGAGGUAGUCAUUCUGAGAGCUGGAUCAUGCCAAUUGACCAGAACAGUUACCCUGACUGGGAAAGGACCAAGUUAGACAUCCCGCUUGACUGUUAUAACUGGACCCUGACUCUGGGUAACAAGUGGAAGACCUUUUUUGAGACGGUACACAUUUACCUGAGGAGCCGUGUCAAAACAGCAUCAGCUCAGGGGAACGGCAGCGUCCAUUUCGAGCCAUUGGAAUACAUGGACUCGUCCCGUAACCUGGGCUACAUGAAAAUUAACAGUAUGCAGGUGUUCGGAUAUAGUAUGCACUUUGAUCCAGAUGCCAUUCAGGACUUGAUCCUGCAGCUGGACUAUCCGUAUACGCAGGGCUCACAGGACUCAGCCUUGCUCCAGCUGCUGGAGAUCCGGGACCGGGUCAACCGUCUCUCUCCACCGGGCCAACAACCUCUGGACCUGUUCGCCUGCUUAUUACGGCACCGUCUCAAACUCUCUACUGCUGAUGUGGUCAGAAUCCAGACUGCUCUUCAGGCCUUCAGCGCCAAGCAGCCCAACUCAAUGGAGUAUGAAACUACCAAACUAUGUAGCUAAUAAGGCACUGCAAGGUAUCAGUAUAUUUGUAGCUAUUUCAGUAACUAUAGUUAAAUGGCCUGAUAUAUUUCAGAAGAAAAAAAAAAAAAAAAAUAUAUAUAUAUAUAUAUAUAUAUAUAUAUAUAUAUAUAUAUAUAUAUAUAUAUAUAUAUAUAUAUAUAUAUAUAUGAUUGAACAACUGCUGGGAUACAGUGUUGAUGGUGAUGCCACAGUUGGUUUGUUUGAAACACUGAUGUAAUGGGCCACUUCAGAAGGACGGCCAAACCUUUUGCCUUUUCGUUUCUUAACUGCAAUGAUGACUUACAAUAACUCAUAGAUUGAUGACCUCAUUUCAGUUUCAUGGCACACUGCAGAAUUUAGCAUCAGCCCCAGUCCUGAUAAACAAUGCGUGCGGUAGGACUUGAUUUUUAAAGUGACUUUUAUUUUCACCUCUUUAUUCUCUGUAAGUAUAACAGAGGCUGUAAACACAUGGUGAGCCAAACCUUGUUAGUGUAAUCAGGGGUUCCUGCUGUGUCUGGGCAGAAUUCUGACUUUAAUUAAAAAAUGAAAAUUUCGCCUUUUCUAUGCUGUCUGUCAACACUGUAACUCUCAAAAAUAUCAGUAUCCUAAUCAACAAUAGAUGGUUUUGUUGAUGCUUACAACUAUUUUUACGGUGUUUGUUGGAAUAUGAAUGUAGGAGGAAAGCUGUUUAAAAAUCACAACGCCAUAAGCAAGGUACUUAUUAUAUAUGCUGUUUCAUGUACAUUUAUUUUUAUAAAAUCUAUUAUUUGUGACAAGUUACAAAGGUAAUGUCCAUAAAAUGUAUAGAACAUGAAUUUGUUAAUAAUCUAAAUAAAAGUCAUUUUUAUGUGGC